This is a messenger RNA of Staurois parvus, 343 nucleotides long. Lineage: Eukaryota; Metazoa; Chordata; Amphibia; Anura; Ranidae. The record is from the annotation of a GenBank genome assembly.
GCCACCUGUCAGUGUCCAUCAGUGCCAGCAGUCAGUGCCACCUGUCAGUGUCCAUCAGUGCCAGUGCCCAUCAGUGCCACAGUGCCCAUCAAUGCCACAUAUUAGUGCAUACCAGUGCACAUCAAUGCCACAUAUCAGUGCCCAUCUGAGCUGCCUUUCAAUGUCACCCAUCAGUGCCAAUCAGUGCCACCUAUCAGUGCUGCCAAUCAGUGCCACCUAUCGGUACCAUGCCCAUCAGUGCCACCUAUCAGUGUCCAACAGUACAGCCUAUCAGUGCCCAUCACUGCAGCCUCAUUGGCGCACAUCAGUGAAGGAGGAAAAUCACUUAUUUACAGAAUUAUAU